AUGAGUUAUAAAAAAUUAAUUUUCACAAGAAAUUUCACAACUAAUAGAAGAGUUGUUGUGACUGGACUUGGUGUCACAUCUGCUGUUGGAUUAUCAGUAGAAAGUGCAUGGAAAUUUAUUUUAUCCGGUAAAAGUGCUGUAAGAAAUCUUCCAAUAAAUGAAGAAUAUUCUCGAUUACCUUGUAAAGUUGCUGCAGCAAUUAGUGAUGAAGACCAAAAUAUUAUACAGUCCGAUUUCAGCAACACUGAACUUAAAUCAAUGUCAACAGCCACAGUUUAUGCAAUGUUCGCCACGAAACAAGCUUUUGCUUCUGCGAAUUGGAUUCCUGAGAGCAUUGAACAGAGAAAACGUACAGGCGUAGCUGUUGGAAUGGGAAUGAUAGAUCUCAAUGAUAUUUGUGAAACUAACAAAAACUUAUCGAGAGCUUAUAAUCGUGUAAGUCCAUUUUUUGUUCCAAGGAUUUUAGUGAACAUGGCAGCUGGUCAAAUAAGUAUCAAAUACAAACUCAUGGGUCCAAACCAUGCGGUGUCUACAGCAUGUGCUACAGGUCUUCAUUCCAUUGGAGAUGCUUUUAGAUUUAUCAAACACGACGAUGCUGAUGUGAUGGUUUGUGGUGCGACAGAAGCAUGCAUCAAUCCAUUAUCAAUUGCAGGAUUUUGUCGACUACGUGCACUGUCAACAUCUUUCAAUGAAUUACCCACUGAAGCAUCUAGGCCUUUUGACACAAAAAGAGAUGGAUUUGUUAUGGGUGAAGGCGCCACAAUUUUCAUUCUCGAAGAAUUAGAACAUGCUGAGAAACGCGGUGCGAAAAUAUUCGCUGAAAUUCUUGGGUAUGGAUUAUCUGGAGACGCAUCUCAUUUAACAGCUCCUAGUGAAGAUGGUUUAGGCGCUCAACUCGCAAUGGAAAGAGCAAUUCAUGAUGCCAAAUUAGAAGUUUGUGAUAUUUCCUAUGUUAAUGCUCAUGCGACAUCGACACCACUCGGAGAUUCAAUUGAAGCUCGUUCGAUAAAAAAGAUUUUUAAUGAUCAAGAAAAUAUUUCAGUUUCAAGUACAAAAGGUUCUCAUGGUCAUUUGUUAGGAGCAGCAGGAGCUAUUGAAUGCAUGUUUACAGUACUUGCCUGUCGAGAUGGCUUUUUACCACCAACAAUCAACUUGAAUCAACAUGAAGAUGAAUUCAAAGAAAUGAAUUUCGUUCCAAACAAACAUCAGAACUGGAAUACAAAUGAAAAACGUAGAAUUGCGCUGAAAAAUUCUUUCGGAUUUGGUGGAACAAAUGUUUCACUUUGUAUUGGUGAAUUUAUAAAAUGAUUUAUUAAUUUUCCGAGUUUCAGUUUAUAGAAGAAAAGUUAAAUGUCAAUUAAAAAUAUAUUUUAAAUAGUUUUGAGGAUUUU
Messenger RNA from Clunio marinus, 1391 nucleotides. NCBI's taxonomy places the organism in Eukaryota, Metazoa, Arthropoda, Insecta, Diptera, Chironomidae. The record is from the annotation of a GenBank genome assembly.